AGUUUUGGCCCUUGCGUCCAAGUGUAUUUUGCCAUUUGCGACUUUCAGUGCGGAGGGUGAGCGGCUGAUGACGGCUGCAGUGGCAAGCUAUCCUGGGCCUUAUCAGGAGCGCUCCAGCACCCCCCCCUCCAGGUGUUCCUACACCCCGCCGAGUUCUGUGGGGCGGGGCUCAGGAGCUUUGCACUUCGGAGGGCGGCCAGUAGCCACGCCCUUGGGAUUGGCGGCGCUGUGGGAGAAGGAGCCCAUCGGCAAGAGUGCGCCGGCCCCGAGCGGCCCGCCUCUGCACCGAGCCACGCAUGGAGCUUCAUGGGGAAGGGGCUCCACGUCUCCACGCAGGUCUCCCGGUCCACUGAUGAUCAGGGCAGAGGGCUCGAUGGAGCACACGCCACGAGCUGGAUUCCAAGAUUCCCCGCGAGGACCUGCAAGGCGCAGCGCGACUCCUUCACGCUUGGGCUUCCCCGAUCCGAAGAGUCCAGAGCGGGAGAUCCGCGCGGAGAGGGCAGUCAGGCAAACCUCUCAGUCACCCAGGGUUCCUACACUUCCAGGACGAAAUGAGGACCUCAUUCAUCAGCACGUGCUGUAUAUCAUGAGGAAGAACCCUGAUGUGGCCAGGUCAAGGAAGGUCCAGCAGGUCACUGAAGGAGUGUACCUAGUAGACGGCCACGAGGUGAACAUUGAAUGGAAGCAUGCCACGGAGCCUGGGCAGCGAGGUUGUCCAAUGGUCGUGGAUGGCCCAAUGCACCAACCCUUGAUCGACUACUUGAGGUACAGCGAGGAGAACAAGCAGUACGACCUUGAAACUGUCGUUUGCACAACUGCCCUGCAUCAGGUUCCAAAGGACAAGCGGAUGACCUUCGACGACAAGCACAAGCAGUACAGCAGACUGGAUGCGAUGAAAGUCGCGAAGGAGCAGGCAUGCAUCAGAGAGCAAGCAGCUGACUACACCUUGGACGGCAAGCAGGUGCCGAAUGAGCUGGUGCGCCGGUACAACAAGGCAUUGCGGUCCAAAGUGCGAGGUUCCCGCAAGGACGACCGUGUCAUCCUUGCGCAAGAGCAAGAGCCGGCUCCCCACGCCGGGCAGCCCUCACCGCCGGUGCCAGCCGCCUGUGCUGACACAGCCCAAGCAGCCCAAGCCGCAGGCACAGCCGGCACAGCCGGCACAGCCGCAGGCGCAGUCAGCAAAGCCAAAGCCGCAGGCACAGCCGCCGCAGGCACAGCCGCCGCAGGCACAGCCGCAGCUGCAGGUGAGAGAGGUGAGAGCCGAGGUCAAGGAGGCGGUCAAGGCCGAGUUCUCGAUGGUGCGGCAGCCGUCUCCUGCCGCCAUGCGCAUGGCUGCUCAGGCCAUGGCGGCCACACCAGGGAGAAGCUCGCCGCCGGUGCCAGAGCCAGCGCCCAGGCCUUUUCCAACCGCCAUCAGCCGUGGCAUCUCGCUGAAUGGCGUCCCGUCCUACGUGCCUGGGCCCGUGGCCACUGCCGUGGGCUCCUGGCAGCCGCCCGUGGUGACGCGCAGCUGGAGUGGCUGUCUUACUCCUCGGGAGGUCGCUCCGACCGGCUUUCCGCAAGCGCAGGUUCUGACCGCGCCGCUGGUUGUGCGGCAGGUGUCUGUUGGGCAGCGCGGCACGGAGUGAGAGCGGGAGAAUCGGUGGGAGAACUUCCGUACCCUCCAAAUGUCCGAGGCACGCAGAGGCCACGGCCCCGGACUCGAAGUUGAGGGACGGAUGAGGGUGCGCGUGACCAGGAGAGGUCGCUCGCUAUGGCGGCGACUGCUGCCGCCCCGACGCUGAUGCUGACAGGCCAUGAGGUUUUGCCUAUUGCCGUUCAGAUCCUUGUGGCGUGCCCGUUGCUUGCCGUGUUUUGCCUCCGCACGAAUUUGCAAAGCAGCAUUAAUUCGUGCAAAGAAUUCAUCCUAGGCCCUGAGGGUUGAAGGCCCUCGGUGGAAGAGCAAAUUGCUUCGUUUGGGAUCUGGAUUGCAAGCUGC
Molecule: messenger RNA, 1978 nt
Organism: Effrenium voratum
Lineage: Eukaryota; Dinophyceae; Suessiales; Symbiodiniaceae
Source: the annotation of a GenBank genome assembly